GUUAGCGUAGCAGCUAACGCUUCAAGUGGGCAAGUGCGAGGUUCAAGUGUUGUUCUUGUGGUCGUCGAACUGUCAACAACAUCAAAAUGUUGAAAGACUUGGUGAGGGAGCGACUAAUUGCGGCCGCCGACGAAAUAUUCGGACUGUUUGAAGGAACAAUCGCGUCGUACGAGGAGCAACUUUGUCGAGCGAAAGCGGAGACCGAGCGACAACGACGACAACUGGAAGCUGUUUGCAACACUCAAAUUGUCUUACGUGUCCAAGACGUCCAGCAGCCGAUUUGUCAUCCGGAAGAACUUCCUCGUCAGUCGCAGUGGGGGUGCUCCAGUCUGGAGCAAGAAGGUCCACAGCACCUCCAUGUUAAAGAGGAAGAGGAGGAGGCUGACGUCAGCAAGUUGCCACGAACUCGAGUCUCUGUGAAGAGUGAAGACGAACCACCUGAGUCGUCGCAGCUUCAUCAUCACUUUGGAGGAUCACCACCGGACAACCUCUUAGCUCCACUGUCAGACAGCGACGACAUGGAAGAACCUUUGAGGAGCGACGAAAACUGUGAAGGUGAAGACAAACACUUGAAAUGCUCUGAAAAGGAGACAAGUCUUGACAACAAGGAACCUUCACGAAUGCAUAGAGAACGUGUUACCUGCUCAGUUUGUGGUGAUAGUUUCUCUAAACAACAUUUCAUUGGACACAUGAGAAUACACACAGGAGAAAAUCCCUUUCGUUGCUCAGUUUGUGGUAAAGACUUCAUUAAAAAGUCAGAUAUGGGUAGACACAUGAGAAUGCACACAGGAGAAAAACCCUUUAGUUGCUCAGUUUGCGGUAAGGCCUUCAUUAAAAAGUCACAUAUGGAUAGACACAUGAGAAUACACACAGGAGAAAAACCCUUUAGUUGCUCGGUUUGUAGUAAACCAUUCAUUGAAAGGGGAAAUAUGAUUAAACACAUGCGAACACACUCGGGAGAAAAACCCUUUAGUUGCACAACAUGUGGUACAACAGUCCCGAGAAAGCAAUAUCUAGAAACAAACAUUAGAAAACACACAGUAGAAAAACCAUUUGGUUGUACAACAUGUGGUACAGCAUUCUCUAGAAAGCAACAUCUGGAAAUACACAUGAGAAAACACACAGGAAAAAAACUUUUUUGUUGCUCACUUUGUGGUAAAGAGUUAAUUAACAAAUCGGAUAUGAUUAGACACAUGAGAAUACACACUGGUGAAAAACCCUUUAGUUGCUCAGUUUGUAGGAAAGGCUUUACACUAAAAGACAACAUGGUAAAACACAUGAGAAUACACACAGGAGAGAAACCCUUUAGUUGCUCAGUUUGUAGUAAAGCAUUCAUUGAAAAGUCAAAGAUGACUCGACACAUGAGAAUACACGUAGGAGAAAAAACUUUUAGUUGCUCAGCUUGUGGUAAAGGGUUCACUAAAAACUCACAUAUGGUUAAACACAUGAGAAUACACACAGGAGAAAACCCCUAAUGAUGUUACGAGAAGCGCCAAGUGUGUGUCGUGCACUGGAGGGAGCGUUUCUGCAACAUUGCAGUGUGCCACCUGUUUAGUGAUUCAACUUGGAUUUUUAUUUGAACACGUUUAACAGUGACCUGGUACUACAAUGGAGAAGUUAACUUUCGCCGAGACAAUUUCACUAUUGGUUGACAUUGAUUCCUUAUGUUAUUAUUGUUUGUGUUUUAUGUUUUCAUAACUGCAAUUUUGUUUGCACCAUACAUUGACAAUAAAGGCUUUCCACUAUAUUUAUGUUCAGUCUGUUUAUACAGAACUUUGUUACAGCUGUGGUUGUUUUU
Phycodurus eques (leafy seadragon) is the source of this 1798-nucleotide messenger RNA. RefSeq names its product zinc finger protein OZF-like. The record is from RefSeq and is a predicted model, not a curated record. Lineage: Eukaryota; Metazoa; Chordata; Actinopteri; Syngnathiformes; Syngnathidae. The transcript is spliced from 2 exons. Gene Ontology annotation, cellular component: nucleus. Gene Ontology annotation, biological process: regulation of transcription by RNA polymerase II. Bases 87 to 1475 code for a protein of 462 amino acids. Gene Ontology annotation, molecular function: RNA polymerase II cis-regulatory region sequence-specific DNA binding; DNA-binding transcription activator activity, RNA polymerase II-specific.